AGAUACCCUGUCCAGUCGAUGCAUCACAAAUGUGGCAAAACAACUCUUUUUUUUUUUGCGGCAGUAUGCUGAAGGAUACCGAUCGUGUUUACUGGAGCAGUGUUUCUCAAAUUGUAGUCUGCAAACGUGUUGGAAUAGGGGGUUUACGAGCUCCUAAAACAACAAAGAAACGUUAAUAGAAUAAAUAACUGUUUUCUGGAUGAUUUUAUUCUUAUUGAUAAGGAAGGAAUAAUUAACAAAGUUCCAGACUAAAAUAAUUCCAGUAAGAUCCAGUAAGAUCAUGCAUCGCAUCAGUAAAACUAUUUCAUGGUUAUGGUUCAAGAUGAUCCGUGUGUUUUCAAUGUCCAAAUCGAAAAUAUAAAGUGUCCAGCGAAUAUCAGAGAAACGUCUCCAUUGUCAAUCCGAUAUGAAAAUACUACUUCUGAUAGCCACCGGCACACCUGGGAUGGAAUCGUACGAGAUCGACUGGCCAGACAUCUAGUAGCUGCACACAGAAACAUUACGAAAGUAAACAUAUUGCGAGAGAUUUCCGAUAUAUCGAGGGUCAAAGACUACGUUCUCGUUAGUGUCGAAUUUCGUUCGUACGAGGCUUGUCAUCAAUCACCACGCAAAGGCAAAUAUUUUCACGGAUUAUUAAUCGCUUCGAUGAAACUGUAUUCCAUUGCUCUGCGCUGUUUGCAGCGUGGCUUCCCUGUGGAAUCGCAGCGGACUCUCGGCGCUGUCAACCUCGAGCAUCUGAAACCGGAAGUGGUGCUCAGUGAGAACAAUCGGAAGUCCUUUAUCGAGAGAUUGAAGACUCACAAACCCGCGAAGAAAUUGGACGAGAAGGUGAAUCGAGCUGCCGUCUUGGUGCCACUAUGCAAGCACAAAGGGGAACUGGGUUUCUUGUACACCUUGAGGUCCACGAAAGUGACCUCGAACCGCGGACAAGUCUCCUUUCCCGGUGGAAUGUACGACAAGGAGGAUCAUAGCCUUCAAGAAACCGCGUUGCGCGAAACCUGGGAGGAACUUAGGAUUCCGAAAGAAAAGGUGGACGUUUGGACUUGCGGUAACUUGAUCGACAAGACGAACGUCCAGGUGAUGCCCGUUUUCGGUUACAUCGGCGACGUCGAUCCUGACAAGCUUGAUAUUAACACGGACGAAGUGGAAGAAGCCUUCUUUCUCAGUUUGAAGAAUCUAUGCGACCCCUCCUUGUGCCGUUUUACCCAAUUUCGUGAUAACUAUACUUUGCCAGUUUAUUUAGGCGGGAAACACCGUAUUUGGGGUUUCACGGCGGCGACAACGCACAUGAUUCUACACGCUCUCGUACCUGAUGUCUAUAAGCACAAACUCGUAUACUUAAAACCAAUUUUGCCAAAGAUCAAAGACACUCUCAAGAAUGAUAUUCAUUCUUCGUGAGGUCGUAAUGGUAUCUGUAUUGUUCGUUCUCUCCAUGUACGCUGUCAUUCGUUGUAUAAAGAAUUGAAGAAAUUGUUGUUACAUCGGCUUUUUUUUUUU
This is a messenger RNA of Hylaeus volcanicus, 1497 nucleotides long. RefSeq lists its product as uncharacterized. The transcript has 5 exons. Lineage: Eukaryota; Metazoa; Arthropoda; Insecta; Hymenoptera; Colletidae. The record is from RefSeq and is a predicted model, not a curated record. Gene Ontology annotation, molecular function: coenzyme A diphosphatase activity. Bases 307 to 1398 code for a protein of 363 amino acids.